CCUCUGAGGACCUAGAGAUGUGCACACUGACCGCAGGCUAAACAGAUAACAGCACUAAAGUUGUUGUGUUUUUUUUUCUUCAUCUUCUUUGGCUUGGCCACGACAGCGUUUUACAUGCAGCAAGUUCUUCUUUUUUUUUCUACCGUUAUAAAGUUUGAGCGCAGAGUUUCCCAUGAGCACACGCUGGGACUGUAACGAUGAUAAAACAACACGAACUGCGUUAUUAUAUAACAGGCUUUUACUGUGCGUGGUCGUUUUGUGUCUGCAAGGCUCAAUAGUGAGUUUUUCGGCGACUUUUAUUUUGAAAUAUUGACUUUUUAUAUAACAUUUAUUGAAAUUGCCUCCUCAUUGGGGUUCACAGUGCGCGUUAGCGUGCUUUAAAAGUGCAUUACAGAGCUUAUUCUUUAACUCAGGAGUCAAAUAUUUCAAGUGUCACUCGUUGUUGCAGCUGUUUGCCUCCAUACAUGACUUCAGACCGACUCUCGCUGUCCAAACCCUCCGCCUUUUGCAACUGUCCUCCAUGCGGAACCCAUAAUUGGAGACCUCACUGUGCCAUCCACUCAGCGCGCGCUCUCACCCGGAGCAGUAAUGAUGCAGCAGCACGAGCGCCUGCUCAAAGUCUUGGUCAUCGGCGACCUCGGGGUCGGUAAAACGUCCGUAAUAAAGCGCUACGUGCACCAGGUCUUCUCCCAGCAUUACCGGGCCACCAUCGGAGUGGACUUCGCCCUCAAAGUGCUCAACUGGGAUCACAAGACGGUGGUGAGACUGCAGCUGUGGGACAUCGCCGGGCAGGAACGCUAUGGCAACAUGACCCGUGUGUAUUACAGAGAGGCGGUAGGGGCCCUCGUCGUCUUCGACAUGACCAGACUGUCCACGUUUCAGGCCGUCCUCAAGUGGAAGGGAGACCUGGACUCAAAGGUCGCCCUUAGCAACGGGAGGUCUGUUCCAGUCGUGCUAUUGGCCAACAAGUGUGACCAGCGGCGUCACGGUUUGUGCCCCAAGCUGCCCAAACUGGAGAACUUCUCCAGAGAGUACGGAUUCGUCGGCUGGUACGAAACCUCCGCCAAGGACAACACCAACAUUGACGCCGCCAUCACGUGCUUGGUAAAGAACAUCAUGUCCAUGGAGGAGGAGAGAGCCUUGAGUGAUGCAACAGCCUCCACCGCCAAAACCGAAGCGGAAGGCAGCGUUCUGGUUCUGCCUCGCUUCGACUACAACGUGAAGGAGAAGGGACUCGGCGGGUGUUCAGGGUGUUCCUCACUUAAACCCAGAGACAGAGACAACGACUGAUUGAUGUUUCUGAACCAAGAGACUGGAAGGAGACUGAGAGGAGGGAGGAGAUUACUUUGUUGAAUGAUGAAUAUGUUCUAACUUAAAGCUGCAUCCCCUUCCUCCGUCCAUUUGUUCUCACAAACAAAUUUCAUCUGAGACGUUAGAAGAAACUGUUAAACAGUUUUUUAUUUGAUAAAAUAAUUGUUUUAUUUUUGCAAUCGAAAUUUAGUUAAAAGUUAGUUCCAUUAUUAUUAUAAAUACAUUAUGGCUUUGACUCAUGUUUUUAUGAACAUUUUGAAGGAUUUUGUCUACAAUACGGCAACACUUUACAAGCUUGAGACACGUGAGUUUUAAUAUCUUCUUUUAUUAAAGGAUUCAAUCCUUUUACUUGUGAAAGACUGAAAGUAAUUAUACAAUUGUUUUAUAUUCAUAAAAGUGCACUUUUAAUCAUAUCUUCUCUAUAUCUUGUCCAAACAGUUCUCUUUUUUUGGCUUUUAUGCUUUUGUUGUACAAAACAAACUUUGAAACUCUUUGAAAACAAGAAAAACAGGAUUUAAAAUUAUUUGAACAUAUCAAUUCAGAUCGAUUUGAUUACAUUUUAUUUGUAUAGUGCCAGUUCAUAGUAAAAAGUUAUCUCAGGACACUUAGGUAAGUCUAGACUGUAGUCCUUAUAAUCUUUUUUACAGAGACCCAACAGUUCCCACCAUGAGCAAGCACUUGGUGGCGGCAGCAAUGAAAAACGUCCUUUUAAGAGGCAGAAACCUCGGGCAGACCCUUUUUGUUUAUUUAAAUUGAAAACUGUUAUAUUCAUAUGCAUGUCCAGUAUUUUGUCAAACUAUAAAUUACAUGCUGAAUAAAUUACUUUAUGUAUUUAGCAGCUGUUUUCAUGGUACAGUGCUAUGUAAGCAGCUACUUAAGUGAGUAUAGAUUUAUUGAUGUUUUAUACAAGAUAGUUGUUUGUUUUGUGUAUUUAGUGUAAGUGAGCACAAUUUUAGAUGUCACAACAUGUAACUGCAGGCCUGACAAACACUUUUUGAGCCAUUGCUUAAAUGUUUUUGGUUUAAAGGUGAACGUCUUGCAUAGACAAACAAGAAUGCAGCUUUGUAUUUUUAGAAUGCACGUGGUGCAAGUCAGUAUUUAUAUCUGCUAUCUUAGUGUGCUUUUGCCUGUAAAUAUUCUGUUGCAUUAGUUAUUCUACCUUUUGUUGAAAAUAAAAAUCUGUCUGAAGCCACAAAA
Messenger RNA from Dicentrarchus labrax (European seabass), 2508 nucleotides. RefSeq lists its product as uncharacterized. The record is from RefSeq and is a predicted model, not a curated record. Gene Ontology annotation, molecular function: GTP binding; GTPase activity. Bases 589 to 1290 code for a protein of 233 amino acids. Gene Ontology annotation, biological process: vesicle-mediated transport. The transcript has 4 exons. Gene Ontology annotation, cellular component: trans-Golgi network; vesicle; Golgi apparatus. Lineage: Eukaryota; Metazoa; Chordata; Actinopteri; Moronidae.